Dentiscutata heterogama is the source of this 1263-nucleotide messenger RNA. The record is from the annotation of a GenBank genome assembly. NCBI's taxonomy places the organism in Eukaryota, Fungi, Glomeromycota, Glomeromycetes, Diversisporales, Gigasporaceae.
AUGUUCAGUGUUGGUGUUAUUUCUUGGAGGAAUUUGUGCGUUUCUACGCUAAGCCAAAAGCGAUUUGUACAUGAUCUUAUUAUAAGGCAAAGAACGGGUAAACCUAUCAUCAAACAUGGUGCAGGAGGCCGAUCUUCAGACGUUACAUUGUUAGUAAACUUGGUAGGUGAUAAAAUCCAAAUAUCUACUGGAUUAAUGUUUGAUGGACUUACCUCUAACAACGUCGCAGCUAGGCAAGGAACUCAAGUAGUUGUACCGUACAGAGAUGAAGAUUCAAAAAGGCAUUUAAAAGUUUGUGGAGAUUUAGGUCAAGUUGUUCCUCUGGAGUUUGAUCUUCGCAAUGAAAAAAAUAUUGAGGAGGCUGUUAGACAUUCUGAUAUCGUUUACAACUUGAUAGGUAGAGAUCAUGAGACAAGGAAUUUCACUUUUGAGAAAGUCCAUGUCGAAGGUGCUGCUAGAAUUGCUAGAAUUUCAAGAGAACUUGGUGUUUCACGAUUUGUGCAUGUAUCAGCCUUGAAUGCUGAUAAAAAUUCGUCAUCCAAAUUUUAUCGCACAAAAGCUUUGGGUGAAGAAGCUGUGAGAAAAGAAUUUCCCGAAGCAACUUUAGUUCGUCCUUCUACGAUAUAUGGACAAGAAGAUAGAUUUUUAACGAGAUAUGCAUCUACAAAAUAUGAAUAUAUAGUUAAUGGUGGCAGAUCAAAAGUUCGACCUGUUCAUGUUUUUGAUGUUGCUUUAGCUCUUGAGCGCAUGUUUAAAGAUGAAUCAACCACGGGAGAGACUUAUGAAUUAUAUGGUCCUCGUGAAUAUACUUUUGAACAAGUUUUUGAUCUAAUUGAUGAACUAAUUGAUAAUCGUAGACUUAGAUUUAAUAUUCCAAAACCAAUAGCAUUAGCUGUUACAAAAGCAUUUUAUCUUCCUUUUUUACUAACGAUUUCUUCUGAAGAUAUUGAAAGAUUAUUUAUUAGUGAUAAAAUUACUCCAGGGGUAAAAACUUUCGAAGAUUUGGGAAUUAGACCACUAAGUUUAGAAAUGAACAGUCUUGGUAUUCUUAGAAGAUUUAGAAAUGCUAAAUCUUAUGAUCAACCUCUGGGUUAUGGCCGACCUAUUGAAAAAAAAAAAGCAUCUACCCAUGGAAAAAGAGUAUUUCUUUCAAAUACCCUUAUCGUUAAUCAAACUUCUGAUGGUGAUGUCGAAUUAUUUAUUUAUAAUAUUGUCGCAAAAGCUAUUAGCGAAGAACUUUAUAUGUUUAUUAGAUUUAACUGA